AUGGUUCUCGCAGCAAAGAGAAAGUACAAAAAAUCCUUAAAUUCUGAGCCUGCUAGCAAGCAAGCCAAGAAGGACCGUCAAUCGAAAAAGCAUCAAGCAUCUUCUGAUGAGGAAGACGAGCAUGAGAGUGCCUUUGCUGGAAAUACCGGUUUCUCAGAAGAAGAGGAGAAUGGUGAUUGGGAAUCCAACUCGGAUGAUAGCGACCAUGAGGAUAAACUCGAAAGCACCAAAAUUAAAACUACCAAGGCAACUGAGGAUGAUUUGAUUUCAGGCGAAUUGGAAGGACUCAAGGAGACUGCCGAGCUCUACAAAUCCAAUAUUUUCAAGUUAGAGAUUGACGAAUUGUUGACAGAAAUCAACGUCAAUUACGAUAAACACAAGGCAUUGCAAAAGGCACUUCACCAUUUGAAGGCCAUUUUCGACAGCAUUCCCGAAGGAAAGCAGCUCAAGUUGCAUGAAUUUGCCCAAGACAUGUUGAAAAAGAACAAAAUUGUGACACCUUUCCCUGAUCCUCAACCCUCCAAGGAAGCAUUGCACUCAUUUGCAUUCCAAAAGCCCACCGCCAUGCACAUUGUAGGUGGUUACGGCCUCAAAUCCAUCGCCAAGUCAAAAUCAGCCUUCAACGUCGAUGUCGCUGUUGAGAUGCCCAGCUCCAUUUUCCAAGAGAAAGAUUACGCCAACUACCGUUAUCAUCACAAACGUGCCUGUUACUUGGCUGUGUUGGCCAAGGCUAUCCAAUCCGCCAACAAAAAGUUUAACGUCGAGUACAGCACCAUGAACGGUGAUGCACGUAGACCCAUCUUGUUGAUCAAAGCAGCAGGCGAUAAAUCCGAUGUCGAUUUCAGUAAAACCAAGUGUGUGAUCCGCAUCUUGCCCAGUGUCAAUGCCGAUGUGUUCCCCAUCCAUCGUUUAGCGCCUGGCAAGAGCUGUGUCAAACCUGCAGAAGCUACACCUCACUACAAUGCUUCUCUGUUGAUGGAUACAUCGUAUACUGGCAAUCUAGCCUUUCUUUAUCAACACAGCAAAACCAGCCCUGAAUUUAAGAACGCCAUCUUGCUGGCUCGUACCUGGCUUCAUCAACGUUUUCACAAUACCAACAUUGGAUUCACACCGUUUGUCUUUGCCAUGUUGAUGGCUUAUUUGAUGCAAGGUAACAAGGAUGGUACCGGUAAAAAGCUGUCUGCCAGCCAUAGUUCAUACCAAUUGCUGCGUGGUACCUUGGAUUUUAUUGCCACACAUGAUUUUGCUACUACACCAGUGUUUUUGGGAGAAAAUGAAAAGUCUGAAUUCUCGGCUGUCGAGUUCCAAACGCACUACGAUGUUGCUAUUGUAGACCCCUCAGGCACACUCAACUUGACCGCCAACAUGACAACAUCUGGAUUGGCACAAUUACAACACGAAGCUAAGUUGGCCAUGACCUAUUUCAAUGAUCCCACAGAUCGAUUUGAGCCUCUCUUUUUGAAGCAUGUCAAUGAUGCCAAACUCAAGUUUGAUAAUGUGGUGCGUAUCCCCUUUGUCGCUGAAGCACCUGUGGAGGCAUUUGACGAAGCUGCCAAGGCUGACUACCAUAGCUAUUUGUCUUGGUUCGUUAUUCGCAUGAGUGAUGUGUUGAAGCGUGGUUUGACCAACCGUGUGGAUUUGGUCGCUGUGCAACAUACUGAUGCCAAUGCUUCUUGGGCCUUGACCGACAAGAUCCAACAACACGAUCAAGUUACUGUCACUGUUGGUCUUUUGUUGAACUCUGACAAUGCUCCUCGUCUUGUGGACCAAGGGCCCGAUUCCUCCAACGAUGAAGCCGUUGCUGAAUUCCGCCAGUUCUGGGGCAACAAGUCUGAAUUGCGUCGUUUCAAGGAUGGUGCUAUUGUGGAAUCUGUCGUCUGGCAAACACAAGGCUAUGAGAACCGCAGUUUGAUUGUGCAAAAGAUUGUCUUGUACUUGCUUCAAUUACACUUGAAUGUCGAGGCCUCUCAAUUGAUCUACUGGGCUGGCCAGCUUUACAGCUACUUGAACCUCGCCAAGUGUGUGCCUGAAAACCUGUUUAGCCCUGAACUCAAGACCAGCGGGUUCCAUCCUGUCAUGCAAGCCUACCAGCAAUUUUCCAAGCAACUGCGUCAAGUGGACGAUGCUCUGCCUCUGUUGAUCAACAAUGUGUAUCCUGCUCACGCCAAUUUACGUUAUGCCUCUGUCACCUUGCCUCACCCUGUUGAUUUCAACAACAUGGUGCAGUAUCCGACUACCACGCGUUAUUUCGACGCGAUUGAUGUUGUCGUCCAGAUUGAACGUUCUGCCAAGUUCCCUGAUGAUCUAGCCGUGCUGCAAAAGGUCAAGCACGCCUUUUAUCUCAAGAUGUCUGAAGAGCUCAAGACUCGCUUUGAUGUGGACUCGGUUGUAGUGGACGAUGUGCGCGAAAAGAACCCUUUGGCAAUUCGUGGCUACCUGGAUGUCUACUACUUUGGUUAUCUCUUCCGUUGUCAUAUCUGUUUAGAGCAAGAAGCCACUCUAUUAGAAAAGAUUGUUGAUGCUAAAACCACCACCAAACUCAACAAAGCCUUGGCUACGGAGGCACUCGACAAAUACAAGUAUCAAUUGCGCUAUAAGCAAACGCACACCUUUUACGUACAGGCCAUGUGUGCCAAAUAUACCGCUUAUUCUUCCACCGUGCGUUUAGCCAAGCGUUGGUUUGGUGCUCACUUGUUGUCUCCUCAUGUGUCUGAUGAAAUGGUGGAGCUCUUGGUGGCUCACGUCUUCUUGGAGUCCCAGCCUUGGGUCGCUCCUGUCAGCACUUUUGCUGCCUUUGCUCGUGUCUUGGGCUUGUUGGCUACUUGGGAUUGGCAAACCAUACCCUUGAUUGUGGAUAUCGAAGGUGAAUUGACUACCAAGGACCGCGAAGAGAUUGUCUCUCAAUUUAACCAACAUCGUCGCACCAAUCCUCAAAUGAGUGUGGGUGCCAUGACCAUCGCCACUGCUAAAGACCAUUCAGGCCAUCGUUGGACCACCAAGAAGCCUGCCAGAGUUAUUGCUGCUCGUAUUCAAGCCUUGGCGCGUGCCUCUGUGCAAGUCAUGGAAGAAGCGACAUCGAACCAAGAUAUCAAGCGUGUAUUUGUCACUCCCAUGCAAGAUUACCCUGUUGUUCUUGAUCUGGAUAUCGAACACUGUACACGUUACUACCAAAACAUGCAUCCUGAGGCCAAAUAUCUGAAGCCAAGUUACGGUGUUGCUGAAUUGGGCGAUAAGCCUUAUGCUCAGUUGGAUCCAGUACAAGAUUUCAUUGCUGAUAUUGAACAGGUGUAUGGCAAUACCGUUAUGGUGUUCCACAACAAGUAUGGCGGUGAUAAAUUAGCCUUGGUUUGGAACCCUACAGUGGCUACGCCUAUGCAGUGGAAGGUGAAUGCGGGUUAUAACAGUGUGCCUGUGGACAUGAACAAGAAUGGAUUCUUGAAACCUGCCAAGGGUCAAACUGGCAUUUCCAAAUUUAUUGCACCUAAUUUUGCUGCCAUUCUAGCAGAGAUUGAACGAUUAGGUAGAGAUGGUAUCUUGAAGCAACAGCAACAACAACAAGAGUAA
Molecule: messenger RNA, 3564 nt
Organism: Mucor velutinosus
Lineage: Eukaryota; Fungi; Mucoromycota; Mucoromycetes; Mucorales; Mucoraceae
Exons: 5
Coding region: 1-3564 (1187 amino acids)
Biological process (GO): tRNA export from nucleus; rRNA processing
Cellular component (GO): small-subunit processome; UTP-C complex; CURI complex
Source: RefSeq, a predicted model, not a curated record